This is a messenger RNA of Fusarium poae, 2415 nucleotides long. RefSeq lists its product as uncharacterized. Gene Ontology annotation, molecular function: alpha-glucosidase activity. Bases 1 to 2415 code for a protein of 804 amino acids. NCBI's taxonomy places the organism in Eukaryota, Fungi, Ascomycota, Sordariomycetes, Hypocreales, Nectriaceae. The record is from RefSeq and is a predicted model, not a curated record. The transcript has a single exon. Gene Ontology annotation, biological process: carbohydrate metabolic process; N-glycan processing.
AUGGACGACUACAAAAUCGACAGCAAACCCAUCGCCAAUAAAGAUUCAAUCGUAACUGGCCCCCAAUGGCGUUUUACAUUGAUAAAUGACAUGGUUCUUCGCUAUGAAUGGGCCGAAGACGGAAUCUUUGAAGAUCGUCCAUCAACAUUCGCUCUUAAUCGUGAAUUUCCUACCCCGGAAUUCACAGUUUCUGAUGAAGACGAGCAGCUAGAAAUUAGAGCUGAUUCUUUUCACGUCACCUACAACAAAAAACGUUUUGACCGCUACGGUCUUGUUAUCAGCUUCACCAACAAAAAUACCCUCUGGGGUGCUGAUUGGCGAUAUGGAGAAACGCCUCAGAAUCUUGGAGGUACGGCGAGAACUUUGGACAAUGUUAAUGGGCGUUGUGAGCUGGAGCCAGGUAUUCUUUCCAGGGCUGGAUACUCGGUUCUUGAUGAUAGCGAGUCUAUGCUUUUGGAUCUUUCUACUGGUUUUGCGGCGCCAAGACGAUCUGGCGAUCGCAUCGACGGGUACCUUUUCUCUUACGGCUACGACUAUAAGGGUGCUAUGAGAUCCUUCUUUGCCAUUUCUGGUAAACAACCUGUUCUUCCGCGCUGGGCAUUGGGGAAUUGGUGGAGUCGAUACUAUCCCUACACAGACGAGGAGUACCUGAAGCUCAUGGAUAAGUUUGAAGCUGAAAAGGUUCCGCUGUCUGUUGCUGUUAUCGAUAUGGACUGGCAUCAAGUCCACGGCGAUCAUGUUCCUCAUGCCGGCUGGACGGGGUAUACAUGGAACAAGGAACUCUUCAAGGAUCCCAAGGCUUUCACCAAGGCGCUGCACGAUAAGAAGCUCAAAGUUACCUUGAAUGACCAUCCUCACGGCGGUGUUUAUCAUCAUGAGGAUCAGUAUGAGGAUAUGGCUAAGGAUCUGGGACACGAUACUUCUUCCAAAGCGCCAAUUCUGUUUAAUCCUGUUGACCCAAAGUUUAUGCAUUCAUAUCUCAACACGCUUCAUCGCAGUCUUGAGAAAGAUGGGUGCGACUUUUGGUGGAUUGAUUGGCAACAGGGUCCGUACAGUCGUGUACGCGGCCUCGACCCUCUAUGGCUCCUAAAUCACUACCAUUUUCUAGACCAUCAGAAGCAAAACGGAGUUGGCAAAGCCAUUAUCUUCUCACGCUUCGGCGGACCGGGUAGUCAUCGCUAUCCGGUCGGAUUCUCUGGCGACAGCAUCAUGACAUGGGAAUCUCUCGAGUUCCAGCCCGAAUUCACAGCUACAGCAUCCAAUAUUGGAUACGGCUGGUGGAGUCACGAUAUCGGCGGCCACAUGGGAGGCUACCGUGAUGACGAGCUGGCUACACGUUGGGUUCAAUACGGUGUAUUCUCGCCCAUUAUGCGACUUCACUCUCAAAUGGGCUUGUUCACGUCCAAAGAGCCCUGGCUGUACCGAUCCGAAUUCGCAGAAGUCAUGAAAACAUUCCUCCGUUUCCGUCAUCGUCUUGUUCUGUAUCUAUACGCUGCCAAUUUGGACUCUGCACAUUAUGAUGAUCCCGUUGUGCAGCCUCUGUACUGGAAGUACCCCGAAAGAGACGAAGCGUAUAGAAAGCCGAACCAGUAUUACUUUGGGUCGCAGCUUGUGGUUGCUCCCGUUGUGAAGCCGCGCGAUAAGAGGACGAACCAUGGUGCGGUUGAUGUUUGGGUUCCUCCUGGUCGUCAUGUCGAUAUAUUUACUGGUACUGUUUAUGACGGUGAUCGUGAUAUGAGGAUGUUUAGGAGUAUCAAGAGCCUGCCCGUUCUUGCUCGCGAGGGAGCUAUUGUCCCUCUUGAUGCGAACCUGACUCCACGAAACGGAGGCGAGAAUCCCGAACAUGUGGAAGUUCUCGUGGUCGUGGGUAGGCAUGGUGAGUUUGAGUUUACUUUGGUUGAUGAGGGUUCUGGUGAACAAGGAGCGGAUUCCGAUUCCACAUUUUUCAAGUACCUCCAAGACAAGGGCCAAUUGAUGUUUUGUCCCGAGGGCAAAGCAUGGACGAUCAAGUUCAUCUCCAUCACAGAGACCCCAAACAACUUCAAAGUGUUCAAGCGCAAUGAAUUCAGCGACGAUGAUCUCGAAGUUAAGACGACUAUUGAAGACUACCCCAACGUUCCUGGUCUUGUAGUCGAGAUCCCAUCUAGCAUUUCUGAACCUGGAGACGUGGUUAUUUGUCUAGGAGAUAACCCGCAGCUGAGUAUACUUGAUCCAUUGAAGCGUAUUCAGGAUCUUAUUCUGGAUUAUCAGAUGGAUAUGUGGACCAAGGAGAAACUCUGGGGAGUUGUCAAGGCGUCGCAGCCUACAUCGAUCAAGAUUGGACGUUUGAUGAGUUUGGGAUUGGAUGAGGAGUUGCUUGGACCUGUUAUGGAAUUACUUAUGAGUGACAGUCGAUAUCAGACAUCUUCUAAUUGA